CUCAGCUUCCCACUUCUUUGGUUGGAGUGGAGGGAGGCAAAGGCAAAAGGCAGCUGCCCGUAUUACAUAUGUCAUAACCAGAUUCUGACAACAUCAAAUCUUACAAGAACAAGAUAUAGAUAUAGAGAGAGAGAAGGUGCAAAGAAUGGGAAGAUCACCAUGCUGUGAUGAGAGUGGGUUGAAGAAAGGGCCAUGGACUCCUGAAGAAGAUGACAAGCUCAUCAAAUACAUACAGAAACACGGACAUGGAAGCUGGAGAGCUCUCCCCAAACUUGCUGGGUUAAACAGGUGCGGGAAGAGCUGCAGGCUGCGAUGGCAUAACUAUUUAAGACCAGAUAUCAAGAGAGGAAAGUUCUCUCAAGAAGAAGAGCAAACCAUUCUCAAUCUCCAUGCCAUUCUUGGCAACAAGUGGUCUGCAAUAGCAACUCACCUGCCGGGGAGAACAGACAAUGAGAUAAAGAAUUUCUGGAACACACAUCUGAAGAAGAAGCUGAUCCAGAUGGGGUUCGACCCCAUGACCCACCGCCCACGAACCGACAUCUUCUCCACUCUCCCUCACCUCAUCGCCCUCGCUAACCUCAUCGACAACCCUUCAUGGCCGGAAGAACAAGCCAUGCGCCUCCAAGCUGCCGAAGCUCUCCACAUCGCUCGCCUCAACCAGUACCUCCAGACCCUCCUCCACCACCAGCCCCCGGCGCCAUUCCCCACCGCUGCUACUACUGUUCCUGCAGAUAUUUUUCUCCAGGACCCGGUGGCGCCUUUCUCCCAUUUACCUGAUUUACAAGCCCCAUGCAGCGUUAUUAAUGAUCAGAGUUCCUUGAGCAAGUGCGGCGGCGGCGUGGGUCAGGGUUCUGAUUUUUGUGCAGUGGAGAACUCGCCGGGGUCUUCUUCCCCGUGGCUGAUCAGGCAGAAUCUGUCUCCGUCGCCACCAUCUGCGGCGGCGCCGGUGACUGAGAAUUCCAUUACUAACACGGUGGAUGCUUGCAGCACGUCCAGCUACGGCGGUGCUCAAAUGUGGUCUGAUCUUCUGGAUGAUCCUAUUUUCCAUGAGAUUGCUUAGUACUGUGUAAUUAUAUACAUACACACACAUAUACGUAUGUCAUCUGUAGCUACAAGCACUUUUGCCUUCGUUUUCUGUGAGUUUUUGUUGUCAUGAUCUUCUCUUUUAUCUUUCUUUCUUUUUUUUUU
Messenger RNA from Sesamum indicum (sesame), 1188 nucleotides. NCBI's taxonomy places the organism in Eukaryota, Viridiplantae, Streptophyta, Magnoliopsida, Lamiales, Pedaliaceae. The record is from RefSeq and is a predicted model, not a curated record.